UUUUCAAAGUUAAAAUUUUGAUUAAUUUAGUUAAGCAAAAGCAUCCAGAUGAGAUUUUAGAUAUCUGGCUUACAUGCGGGUUCAGAUUAUAAAAUUAACUUAGGUUUUCUUUGUAAAAUUAUAAAAUAUGAACGAAAUAAGCAUCAACCAAUGCAAUAGUGCCUCCAUUGUAGUGGUUAAAACCAAUGUGCAUGGGAGAAAAGUAAUUCAGAAGAGUCAAAGGAUUAGGAUCCUGAAGAACAUCCUUUCUAUGAGUGCUACUUAUAGUCUGCCGUUUAACCGCCUUCUAUGAUUAGAAGCCCGCUUCCACGGGCUCUCUAAAGAGCGUCUUUGAGACCAGUUGAGCGAAGUUUACUCCUCCCUUCGAGAAGACCAUAAUUUUUCCAGCAGCCAGGGUCUGGAGAAUCUUGAAAAAGAGGUUCUUUCCAAUUCCAUAACAAAGAUGAAGCCUAACGCCUUGGACUUAGGUGAGAACAUUUUACAUCAAUGCGGAACAGCUAGGAAAGAGUCAUCUUCCAUGAAGGAGCUCCUUGACGAAAAUUCUUCGUCACUAAAAAGUCAAGAGUGUAAAUCUUCCAACUCUUCAUUAUCAUCUACUAGUAAAAAUGGAGGAAGGAAGAGGAAGUUGAAGGAGAGUAGGAAAAAGGUAAAGGAAAGAGGACAGAGGAGCAAGAGACAGAGACAAAGCUCUUCUUCAGCUGAAGAUACCUUGAAUAGCCCCUCUCAAGAAAUCCCUGUCAAGUCCAAGUUAGAGGAGUCUCCUUGCUCAGUGAAGGAUAUACUCCAAUCUAAGAUGCAUCACCUAGAAAUAAACCAAACUUGAGGAAGAAAGGAAAUGAAAGAUGAAAUAAUGGCGGAUGGGAAGAGCAAGCCAACCUCUCUACUUUUUGGUCAGUCUUGCUUGGUAAACUCAGAAGAGGAAAUACUCAGAAUUCGUCAGGAGAAUACUAGGCUCCAGAAACUUCUAGAAGACAAAGAAGCAUACAUCCAGAAGAUCCUGAACGACCAAGAUGCCAAGCAGAAGGAAAUUGAGAAACUUCGUUACUUCAUCCAGCGGACUGAAAAAGACAGAGAGCUUAUAGAGCAAGAUUUAGAGAAGAGUGAAGCUAAGAGGAAGACCUGCAAACUAUCCCUUGCUAAAUACCUCAGAGAUCUUCAGGAGAUACAUAACAGAGAGAUGAAAGCCAAAGUAGCUAAGAAGUCUGUUAGCAUCGGCCAGAUGAUACAUAAAAGAAUUGGCGAGAAUUUUAAACAAGUUUGGGAAGACGGAGACGAAGUUCUCAAACUCAAAGAGCAACUCUCUGAAAUUAUCAAGGAGAAAGAAAGCCUCGAGAAGAUUAAAAGAAGUAAGAAAUGAAGAAACAUCAUUGAGAAGGCAUCUACUAGCGGCCUUGAAGACCAUAAGGCAGAGGUAGACAACCUUUUCAACGUCGAUAACACUCUGGAACUCACCCAAGGUUUGUUUAAGAUAGAAGAGAAUGAGCAGAAGGAAUUUCUAACAUUUAAGAUCAACAUGAAGCAAAAAGAAGAAGCUAGAAUCAGAGAGCUUCUAGAGAACAUGAAGAAAGAGAAAACAUUGCUAUCUAAUGAGAUGAGGAGACAAAAUGAAGAACUCAAUAGCACUCUUUGUGGAAAGAAGGCUGAAGAAAAAUUCAAAAUAUUAGACAAUCAAUACCUUGUCCUCUCACUUUUAGGCAAAGGUGGCUACUCUGAAGUGUACAAGGCUUAUGACUUGGAGAACUGUAAAGAAGUAGCAUGAAAGAUACAUAGAUUUGAUGAAAGAUGGAGCAGAUCAAUGCAGGCUAAUUAUAUAAAGCAUGCGUUACGAGAAAACGAAACACAUCAGAAGUUGUCCCAUCCACGAAUCGUAAGACACUACGACACCAUUGAGAUUGAUGAAAAUUCAUUUUGUACUGCUUUAGAGCUCUGUAGUGGUCCAGAUUUAUCUGAAUACUUGAAAAUAAAUGGACUGAUUUGUGAGAAGGAAGCUAGGCUUAUUAUAAAUCAAAUAUUAAGUGGGCUAAAAUACCUGAACGAGCACAAUCCGAAGAUCAUUCAUUACGACUUGAAGCCUCAGAACAUCCUUUUCAAUAACGGAGAGAUUAAAAUUUCCGAUUUUGGACUGUGAAAAGUUAUGGAAGAGAACACUGAAAGAGUCGAGUUGACCUCUCAAGGAGUCGGUACAUAUUGGUAUCAGCCACCAGAAUGUUUUCAAAUUGGUCCAAAUCCUCCACUCAUCUGUUCUAAAGUAGAUGUGUGGAGUCUCGGUGUUAUUUUCUACGAAAUGCUAUAUGGGAUCAGACCCUUUGGACACGAUAUGAGUCAGCAGAGAAUCCUAGAGAGCGGCGCGAUACUAAAAACUGGAAAGUUAUUAAAGUUUCCAGUAAAGCCAAAUGUUUCGAACGAGUGUAAGGAAUAUCUGAAGAAAUGUCUAGCUUACUACCCUACUGAUAGGUUUAGCGUAGAGGAAGCUUACAACAGUGACUACCUUAGACCAAAGAAAUAA
Moneuplotes crassus is the source of this 2506-nucleotide messenger RNA. The record is from the annotation of a GenBank genome assembly. NCBI's taxonomy places the organism in Eukaryota, Ciliophora, Spirotrichea, Euplotida, Euplotidae.